AUGGACAACCCGGACCCGAUGGACAACCAGGACAGCCCGGACCUCAAGGACCUCCCGGAGACAAUGGAGCCCCUGGCGCACCCGGACAACCUGGAGCAAAUGGAGAAAAUGGACCCGAUGGAGAAACAGGGCCAGCUGAUGACCGGUUUUCAGUUGUGA
This is a messenger RNA of Cylicostephanus goldi, 159 nucleotides long. The record is from the annotation of a GenBank genome assembly. Lineage: Eukaryota; Metazoa; Nematoda; Chromadorea; Rhabditida; Strongylidae.